Nymphalis io (European peacock) is the source of this 802-nucleotide messenger RNA. RefSeq lists its product as uncharacterized. The transcript has 2 exons. Lineage: Eukaryota; Metazoa; Arthropoda; Insecta; Lepidoptera; Nymphalidae. The record is from RefSeq and is a predicted model, not a curated record. Bases 24 to 788 code for a protein of 254 amino acids.
UCUCAUAGAAAAUAGGCGAUAAUAUGACUUCAAAACUAUUUCAACUGUUUGUAACGCAAUUUCUAAUUAUUAAGGUUAUGUCGUCAUACAUGCAGCCAUAUUCCCUGAGCCCUUACGUCACAAGAGAGUCGGCGCAAAUUCCGCAGAAGCCUUACGUUACAGAACGUGAAUACCAUAACUAUCCGUCGAACUACGCUCAUCCUACGUACAAGAAAUCUGAACCAGUUUUGGUACAAGUUCAACCAUCUAGAGCUCCACCAGACGUAACAAAUAUCAAGACUAUUCCAACACCAAAUAAUUUAGAAAUACCGAACAAAUGUUCAGGGAACUUAGACUCCCAUGUGCUUAAUAAUUUAGCGAUUGCUUUACAGCUUUUAAUUGUAAAUAAUAUUAUAAACAAUCCGCCACCUGAGCCAAAUCAUUUAGUUUCACCUUUAGCGGAAACGAUUUUAGGAAUGACAUUACCGGUAAAUAGUAAAUUGAGCGUCCAUGAUCAUGAAGCACCUUUCCAAAUGCCUAACGCUCAGUUCUUAGGUUCUUCAAACUUUGGUAACGACGUUAUGUCUAAAGGUAUGGUGGGCUUACCUUCCUUUGGGUCGCACUCAGCUUCACCGUUUUCUAGAUCUGGUAUUAACUUGAUGUCACCAUACGAUGCUAUAGCAAGUAGUGUGCCGUUGUCAGAAGCUAUCACGUCAUCCUAUUUGUCUAAAAAAGAUUUCCAAAGUCCAUACGCCGCAAUAUUGGCGGCAGAUUUGAAUAGAGACUUAUUCUCAAUGGAUUUUUUUUGAAAAUGUGUGUUAUC